AUGAGCCAACAACCGACGGGCAAUCCGCAAAAUAUCACCCAGCAGCUACAGCGGCUGGUUGGCCAGUACCAGCAUGAGAUGGAGCAAGCUCAACGUCUUGGUCAGGAUACAACCGAGGGAGCGGCUCAUCUUCAGCGUGCUAACUCGAUUCGCGAUCUGCUUCAGCGCUACCAAGCCCAGAUUGCCCAGAAUCGCCAGGGCAACGCGGCUGCAGUUGCCGCAAACGCCGGACAGCCUCAGGGGGGACCUAACGAUGUAAGACGUAUGAAUCCACGUGGAGCUAUGCCCCAAGCUGGGCCCGGUGGUAUCGCAUUGCGUCAAAUGCCUGGCGGCCAAGGCGGCCCUCAAGCGGCAGCUCGUCCUGUUAGCCAGAUUAACCAGUUUGAGAACUCAGCUGCACAGCAGCAACAAAUGGCGCAGCAGCAAAUGCGGGUCCAGCAAGGCCAGCAGAAUGCUGUCGCAAGUAUGCAAACUUAUCAAGCAAUUCAACAGCGGCAACAAGCCGUCACGGACCUAAGGCGCCAACAGGUGGAGUUGGCACGUCGUGCAGAACGUAUCGAGACUAUGCUCCGGAGCGGACAGUCUCAGGAAGACCCGCAACGUCUUCAUCAGAGCCUACAGCUGAUCCAGCAGCGUCGUGAUCAGUAUCGACAGCGUGAGGCGCAGAUUCUGCAGGAUUUAAGAAAUGCCAUGCGCCAGAAUCCACAGCUUGCUAGACAAGUUGCCGCUCAGCAACAACAACAACAACAACAGCAGCAGCAGCAGCAGCAGCAGCAACAGGCACAGCAGCAGCAGCAGCCGCAAAUGCAAAUGGCUCCCGGCCAGGCCCAGGCCCAAGCCCAGGCCCAGGCUCAAGCGCAGCAGGCUCACCAAGCGCAGCAGGCACAGCAGGCACAGCAAGCACAGCAGGCACAACAGGCACAGGUGCAGCAAGUGCAGCAGAACACCCCAGUUGGCCAUAUCAAUGGCAGUCCCCAGAUAGGAAUGAUGCAGCCCUCGCAAGGCCUGCCUGGGCCUGGCGCCCAGCGUAUGGGUGCUCAGGGAAUUCCAGCUCAGCAAAAUCAGCGUACAGCACCCGCGGCAGGAAUGCCCAAUGCAGCAUUGAGACAAGGAGGAACCCCUCAACCGCCCCAAGCUCCCGGUACACCAACGGGUGCUGCAGCAGGAACGCCAGGAGAUGUUUCUGGGCCUGUCACUCGUAGAAUGGCCGCUAUGUCCGGUAGCGGAAGCAGAACAAACAGCCUGGCUGUCCCGCAUACCCUUAACGUUGCUCAGCCUGUUCCAGUGACGGUUCGCCCAGGCCGUCCCACACUACUGAAUGGCGGUGCAUCUAGUGCUAACGCUCUUAAUUCGCCGGCACUUGCCCGCAUCCCCGGAUUCGAGGUUACGGGCGAUCGCGUUCUUUCGAAACGUAAGCUCAGCGAACUCGUUGCCGGCGUGCUGGGCGAAGACAAUGCCACUGCGAUUGACGGUGACAUCGAGGAGCUUUUGUACGACUUGACUGACGAGUUCAUUACAUCUGUCACGUCGUUUGCCUGCAAGAUCGCAAAACACCGUCACUCAGAUACAUUGGAAGCUAAAGACAUUCAAUUACAUCUCGAACGGAACUGGAAUAUGCGUAUACCUGGAUUCUCGGCAGACGAAGUUAGAUCUGUGCGCAAAAUUCAACCCGUGGCCAGCUAUCAGCAAAAGCUCAGUGCUAUCGGUGUCAACCGUGGCUCCCAGAAGUAA
This is a messenger RNA of Wickerhamiella sorbophila, 1731 nucleotides long. Its product is annotated as Transcription initiation factor TFIID subunit 12. Gene Ontology annotation, biological process: RNA polymerase II preinitiation complex assembly; DNA-templated transcription initiation. The transcript has a single exon. Gene Ontology annotation, molecular function: protein heterodimerization activity; TBP-class protein binding; DNA binding. The record is from RefSeq and is a predicted model, not a curated record. Gene Ontology annotation, cellular component: transcription factor TFIID complex; SLIK (SAGA-like) complex; SAGA complex. Bases 1 to 1731 code for a protein of 576 amino acids. NCBI's taxonomy places the organism in Eukaryota, Fungi, Ascomycota, Dipodascomycetes, Dipodascales, Trichomonascaceae.